AUGUUUGAGACUGAGAUUCCACUAGAAAAAGACGAGAACGGAUGCAUAUUCAUCGAUCGAGACGCCAAACAUUUUCGACUAAUUCUGAAUUUCCUUCGUGAUGAAUCCAGCUACUAUUUAUUGGAUGGAUUGAUGCAUUUGUGUCAGGAAAGAUGUAACGAUGACAGGCAGUUGAAGGAGAUGAGGCAUAUUGAGAAUAAGACGGAGUUAUUGAAAACCGUGUUGCAUUCCAGGAAGGCAUUCCUCAUAUUCUUCUACGAACCAGAGAAUGUAGUCCGCGUGGAGAACUUCUUCAAUGAAGGUGUCUUUCCUGCAACGAUUGCUCAUUUGAAAAAGUUUAUUGCGGAGUUUGAAUCGAAAUUCGAUUUUUAUUACACGGCAGGAGGUAGUGAAGAAGGAUGGUCAUGUGUACACUACAAAGACUACAACUCCACAUUCAUUGCGGCUUACAGUUGGUCUCGUGACUUUUUGGAUGAUAUUUGGAUGAUUCUGAAGGAUAAGGAGCUUUGA
Caenorhabditis remanei is the source of this 510-nucleotide messenger RNA. RefSeq lists its product as uncharacterized. Gene Ontology annotation, biological process: protein homooligomerization. Bases 1 to 510 code for a protein of 169 amino acids. Lineage: Eukaryota; Metazoa; Nematoda; Chromadorea; Rhabditida; Rhabditidae. The record is from RefSeq and is a predicted model, not a curated record. The transcript is spliced from 5 exons.